Messenger RNA from Nannospalax galili (Upper Galilee mountains blind mole rat), 1695 nucleotides. RefSeq names its product E3 ubiquitin-protein ligase TRIM31-like. Gene Ontology annotation, molecular function: zinc ion binding; protein binding. The coding region runs from base 1 to 1695 and encodes 564 amino acids. The transcript is spliced from 8 exons. The record is from RefSeq and is a predicted model, not a curated record. NCBI's taxonomy places the organism in Eukaryota, Metazoa, Chordata, Mammalia, Rodentia, Spalacidae.
AUGGCCAGCAAGAUGCAGGAGGAGGUGACCUGCCCCAUCUGCAUGGACAUCCUGAAGGAGCCUGUCACCAUCGACUGUGGACACAAUUUCUGCCUGGGAUGCAUCAGUCAGGUGGGGGAAGCUGCCGACAGCCUCCUGUGUCCUCUCUGCAAUGCUUCCGUGAGCAGGAGCACAUUCAGACCUAACAAGAUGUUGGCAAAUCUGGCCGAGAAAAUCCAGGCUAUGGAUCCUUCUGACUUCCAAGGAGGUGAUGAGCUGGGAUGUAAAAAACACAAGGAAAAGUUCCAUUACUUCUGUGAGGAGGACGGGGAGUUUCUCUGUUCUGUGUGUCGUGAUACCAAGGACCACAAAUCCCACCAUGUCAGCCUGAUAGAAGAGGCUGCCCAGAACUACCAGUGGGCAGUUUGUACCCAGGCCCGGGGGCUCCAGCAGCUGAGCUCUGGGAAAUGCCAGUCACUGCAUCUUAAUGAGGACGAACAGCAGAGCCUGGGACAUCUAGGCAACCAGUGCUGGGCCACUGAGCUGCAGUCCCAGGCUGACCUCACCUUGCCUAUCCCUGGGACAGAAAAAAACUGUCCCUUAAAGAUUUUGGUUGGACAGAUGAGGGGGACGAUUCAGUCUCAGGUGGACAUCUUGGGGCAGAAAGAGAAGGAAAUACUAGGAGAGACAGCUCGGGGAGAAAGCAUGAUCCGGGUCUUCAGGACCCGGAUGCAUCUGGAGAGACUAAAGAUCCUGGAUGAAUUCAAUAGUCUGAGGCAGAGCCUGGAGGAGGAGGAGAGCUUCCUCUUGGCCAGGCUGGGCUGGCUGGAGCAGGAGGGAGCCAAGCAGAUGAAAAGGUUUGUCACUGAUGCGCAGAAGCAGCUGAGCUUCCUCAGGAACCUCACUGAGUCCCUGGAGGCCAAGAAGCAAAUGGCGCCCAAACAGGUGCUGCAGGACAUCAAAGUCAUCUUGAACAGGAGUGAGAGAUUUCAGUUCAUCAACUCAACCCCAGCCCCUGGGGACCUGGCAAAAAGCAUAAGUGAAACAAAAUCAAGACAUGUGUCCAUCAUAGAAAGCCUGAAGGAGUUCAAAGACAGGCUUCAGGCUGAUGGGAAGGAAGAUCAAUGCAGAUUCCUGGACAGCUUGAAGGAAGAGGACAAGGAGAGCUCCCCUGUGACCCUGGAUGCGUCCUCAGCCCAUGAAGAUCUCACUCUUUCUCAGGAUUUGAAGACAGUGAGGCUGGAUGAUAGGACAGUGCAUAAGAAAGAUUCAAAUAAGAACGUGGACCCACAGCGCUUCUACCCUUCCUUCUCAGUACUGGGCUCCCCUGGCAUCUCCUCGGGCUGCAGGAUCUGGGAAGUUGAACUCCAAUGGGAUUGGUUACUGUUGAAAUUCCCAAGUUGCUGUGUGGUGGGCGUGGCUUCGGAGCUGGUGCCCAGACAAGGCCAUGUGACGGUGAAGCCUCUGAAUGGAUUCUGGGCUCUCCAGGUCUAUCCCUCCAGAUGCUGGCCUCUCACAGACAGCAGAACUCAGGAGAAUGUACACGUGUGUCUGAACAAAGUGGGCAUCUUUGUGAAUUAUGACUGCGGGGAGGUCGUCUUCUAUGACGCCACCACAAAUGAUCACAUCUACACCUUCCAUGCCUCUUUUACCGGGAAGGUCUUCCCCUUUUUCCAGCUCUUAGACACCUUCAGUCAGAUCACCCUGAUCCCCUAG